Molecule: messenger RNA, 627 nt
Organism: Beta vulgaris subsp. vulgaris (sugar beet)
Lineage: Eukaryota; Viridiplantae; Streptophyta; Magnoliopsida; Caryophyllales; Amaranthaceae
Exons: 2
Coding region: 1-627 (208 amino acids)
Source: RefSeq, a predicted model, not a curated record
AUGAAGACGGGGCAUAGAAUCAAGGAGUGUCCCGUUUUAAAUCAAUCAGGAAAUGCUAAAGGUAAUCAGCGACCUGGUGAGGUGUUGCUGCUGAAAGCGGCUGGUGAAUCGAGCUCGGGUCGUAACCAAAAAGGAGUAUCGAAAGCGCCUGGGAGAGCAUUUGCCCUUAAGUCUGAGCCAUCUGAGGAGCCAGAGAUUAUAGAGCAGAAAGAGGAAAAGUUGUAUGCCAAGCUUAGUAAAUGUGAUUUCUGGUUAGAGGAGGUGAAGUUUCUCGGACAUGUGGUGUCUAAGGAAGGCAUCUCUGUAGAUCCGGACAAGAUUAAGGCAGUAGAAGAAUGGCCAGCACCGAAGAAUGUGUCCGAAGUUCGGAGUUUUCUGGGUUUAGCAGGUUAUUAUCGGCGAUUUGUGAAGAAUUUCUCUAAAAUAGCAUUACCCAUCACAAGUUUAAUCAGGAAAAACUCCCGUUUCCAAUGGAAUGAAAAAUGUGAAGCCGCCUUCUUAGAGUUAAAGCGGAGGUUAACCAGUGCUCCUAUUCUGACCCUUCCCUCCGGAACUGAGGGGUUUGAAAUUUAUAGUGAUGCUUCUCAGGAAGGUUUGGGAUGUGUGUUGAUGCAGCAGGAAAAGUGA